GGUCCAAACUCCUACACAAGCGCAAGGAGUGUCAGAUAUCACAGAGUUUUCUCCAGAAUCAGGUGACACAUUUAAAGUCUGUACUGAUUAUUUAUAACUGAAACUUGGAUUAAAUUAAAGGACAAAACUAAAGAGUCAUCGAAGUCAACCACCUUUGAAGACAGGAGGAACUGCAUUUACAUAACAGAGAUGGAUGCGGCGCCGUUCAGCCGGAAACAGUGGGCUUCACAGUCUUUACGCAUCACAGCCAAAGAGCUCUCGUUGGUUGGGACCCGCGGAAAGAGCAAUGCCAUCAGCGAACGCUUUUCCAAAUAUCAGAGAGCUGCUGAGGAGGCAAGUGCAGACAAGAAAAAACCUCCUGUUGACAGUUUGCCUCUGUCGGUGCGUUCGGGGAACCUGAGUGUGCUGAGGAAACGCUGGGAACAGGAGAAACCCCCAGCGCACCUGAGCGUGGCACCUGGAAGUCUGAGGGCUCCGUCUGUGUCCAGUAAACCCAAUGGUCCUACACAACCACCUGCUUUAUCAGCCAAACCCAGCGUUCCUCCACAACCAACAUCCAGCAAACCCAGCAGUCUUUCAAAACCUUCCACUUCAUCCAGCAGUCCUCCAGAAACAUUAACAUCAUCCAUUAAACCCAACAGUCCUCCACAACCUCUCAGUUUAUCCAGCAAGCCCAUUGAUUCUUCAAAACCUCCUACUUCAUCUAUCAAACCCAUUGAUUCUCCAGAACUUUCUACUUCGUCCAAGAAACCCAUUGAUUCUCCAGAACAUCCUACUUCAUCCAAGAAACCCAUUGAUUCUCCAGAACUUUCUACUUCAUCCAAGAAACCCAUUGAUUCUCCAGAACUAACUUCAUCGAAGCAACCCGUUGAUUCUCCAAAACCUCCAACUUCAUCCAGAAGUCCUCCAGAAACAUUAACUUCAUCCAGCAAACCCUUUGAUUCUUCAAAACCUCCUACUUCAUCUAUCAAACCCAUUGAUUCUCCAGAACCUACUUCAUCCAAGAAACCCAUUGAUUCUUCAAAACCUCCUACUUCAUCCACAAAACCCAUUGAUUCUCCAGAACUUCCUACUUUAUCCAAGAAACCCAUUGAUUCUCCAAAACCUCCUACUUCAUCCAGCACUCCUCCAGAAAUAUUAACUUCAUCCAGCAAACCCAUUGAAUCUCCUGAACUUACUUUAUCCAAGAAACCCAUUGAUUCUCCAAAACCUCCUACUUCAUCCAGCACUCCUCCAGAAAUAUUAACUUCAUCCAGCAAACCCAUUGAAUCUCCUGAACUUACUUUAUCCAAGAAACCCAUUGAUUCUCCAAAACCUUCAACUUCAUCCAGAAGUCCUCCAGAAACAUUAACUUCAUCCAGCAAACCCAUUGAUUCUUCAAAACCUCCUACCUCAUCCACCAAACCCAUCGAUUCUCCAGAACUUCCUACUUUAUCCAAGAAACCCCUUGAUUCUCCAAAACCACCUACUUCAUCCACCAAACCCAGCAGUCUUUCAGAACAUCCUUUUUCAUCCAGCAAUCCUCCAGAACCUUCAUCUUCAUCCACCAAACCCAAGAAUCCUCCACAAGCACCGUCUCCCACCAAACCCAUGCCACAGGCCAGCGUGAGCGUGGAGGCGACGGCUCACGAGAGACCAGAAAACACAAGGGUGGAAAUGGAGACUAAACACAAGAGGCAGGUAGAAGAGAGGAAAGACAUGGAGAGUUCAUCAGAGCCGAUGUCUCCUCUGGAGAAACCAGCCGUGCCGCUCAACAACCUCAAGAUGAUGUUUGAAAAGGGCAACAGCAAGGUGCACACAGAUGCUAACGGCAGCUCAGAGGAUGGGGACACACUGAAGGCCAGCAAAGGCACAUCCCCUUUAAAACGCACCGGCUCCAUUAAAGAUAGAUUGACCAGAUAUCAGCUAGCAGUCUGCAAGCAGGCCUCAGUCUCCCGCUCGGCCAGCCAAUCGGAAGCAGAUGACAGUGUUUUCUGCGCUGAUAGCAAGGAGAUGGCGCCAUCUGCUGGUCAUGGGCGCACAUUGAGCAAAGUCCCUGGAACAAACAUCGCAAAUAUCAAUGGAGAGUAUGUAAACGCAUCAAGUCCCGGCACUGAAACUCUUUUAUCAGAGAACAAAGAGUUUCAUAAGGUCACCAAGCCAUUUCAAGUGGCCGUCCCGGACAGAUGUGUGUCCUGCCAGCAGACUGUUUACCAGCUGGAAAGACUAGUUGCCAAUCAGCAGAUUUAUCACAAAAAGUGCUUCCGCUGUGCCGUCUGUAGCACCAAACUCAGUUUGGCAGCGUUUGCUUCCCUGCAUGGCAGCAUCUACUGUAAGCCUCACUUCAACCAGCUCUUCAAGUCUAAAGGCAACUACGACGAAGGCUUUGGCCACAAACAACACAAGGAAAUGUGGUCUCCACGAACAAGCCAGGAGGAACCGGAGGAAAACUCCAACUCUGUGUCAGUGAAGCCUGUAGAAAAAGCAGAGGAGUCGCACAGAGGGGCCAAAUUCACAGAGCAGACCCCAAUUAUAGAGUCCAGAAGUCAAACAGAAAGACCUCAAAGCACGUCUGCGGAAACCAGGAAACUGAGAGUCGCAUGGCCUCCCCCUGCAGACAGUGAUGGAGGAGCCAAAGUCUCCAGUCCAGCUGAAGUCAGCAAGGGUCCGUCCAGGUUUUUCAGAGCAAAGUGGCCCCCGGAGGAUGAGUCUCCAUCUUCUCAGCAGAGCACGGAAAGAGCGGAGCUGAAAACCCUACGGAGAAGCACAUCUCUCAGAGAGCGCAGUCGGCCAUUUUCCCUAGCGCCAAGCUUGAGCUCCAACCCUUCAAAACAAGACGCGCAAUCCGCACCAAAGGCGGUCCGACGAGGCUCGCUGGAGGACCUGCGCUCUAGGUCAACGGCUAAAACUGAGGAAAAAAUCCCUGACGCGAAGACGAAGGAGGACGACGGCCAAUCCAAGAUCGAGAAGAAGGAAAAGAUGCCAACUUCAAUUCUCAAACACACGAACAUAGAGGGAGAACAACAGACAGAAAAUGAGGCUGGGAGACAGUUCAACAGGAAGGAGGCGGAGCCACAACCAACAAAUAAGCAGUCUCAGAUACAAUUAAAUCAAAAGGAGGAGGAGUUAGUGACCAAAAAGGAGGCGGAGCUACAAACACCAAAUAAAGAGUCUCGGCUACAGUUAAACAGAAAUGAGGCGGAGCUACAGCUACCAAAUAAGGAGCCUCAGACACAAGUGACCAAAAAGGAGGCGGAGCUACCACCAGCAAAUAAGCAGUCUCAGUUACAAUUCAACAGAAGGGAGGAGGAGCUAGUGAACAAAAAGGAGGUGGAGCUUCAAACACCAAAUAAGGAGUCUCGGAUGCAAUUAAACAGAAAGGAGGAGGAGCUACAACUAGCUAAACAGGAAAUUAAAGUACAACAAACAAAAAAGGAGCCUGAGAUAGAAGAACACGGAGCUGCUGAGGAUAAGGGAAGACUGCAAAGGAAACCUGAGCUCCAGUUUUCUGCGUCUGUGGAGGAAAAAGCCCUCAGGACGUCCCAGGAUGUGGGGUUUUGGGAGGGUGAGGAGGCUGAGGAGUCACUGACCGUGGAGGAAAUGAUCAAGAGGAACCGCUACUAUGAAGAUGAAGAUGACGAUGAAGAAGAAGUGGCAAUAGUUUGAUAGUUCCUCUUUGUUGCUCCAGUUUUUAUUUACUCUGAUUUUAAUUGCAACCCAACAUAAUAAUAAAAACAUGUGCUUUAUUAUAUUAUAAUACUUUAUAUACAUUUGGACUUUUUCUUAUAAGAGCUCGGAAUUACUUUUAUCAUUAUCACUGUACGUUGUCGUUGCUCUGUUUUCUUUUGAUUGCUGUAUGAAAUAUGACUUGUUUACAAAAAUGUUUUUAAAAAUCAACAUUAUUAUUUCUUAAUCUAACGAUUCAUUGUAAUGAUCUUAAUUAACUAAUCUGCUUUCAUUAUUCUCAGCUCUUGACAGUCAAUCAUUAAGGAUGAAACAGCCAAAUACGCUUUUGGUUCUUCUUCGAGACCGUGUUUUAAAACCUUUUCUACUGUGAUCAGAUAUUUCAGAAGGACGCAAUAAACAAUAUUUGAUCGAA
This is a messenger RNA of Danio rerio (zebrafish), 4078 nucleotides long. The record is from RefSeq and is a predicted model, not a curated record. NCBI's taxonomy places the organism in Eukaryota, Metazoa, Chordata, Actinopteri, Cypriniformes, Danionidae.